GGAGCUAAAGCGGCGUCGAAGCGUGCGCGCAAUGCCAAGGAUGCGAAGGGCCCCGCAAAGUCGCAGUUGAAGACGAACGUCGCUGCCAUGAACGUGCAGUGCGGUAUCUGCAAGACACCUUUCCUGUCCACGGUGCGCCCCGCGCAACUCACCCAGCACUCGGAGAACAAGCACAACUCGACCAUGACCGAGUGCUUUCCGGACUAU
Molecule: messenger RNA, 207 nt
Organism: Lasiosphaeria miniovina
Lineage: Eukaryota; Fungi; Ascomycota; Sordariomycetes; Sordariales; Lasiosphaeriaceae
Product: At2g23090 like protein
Exons: 3
Source: RefSeq, a predicted model, not a curated record